UUUUUAUUACUUUACAAUCAGUAUACACGCAUCUACUUGAAUAGAUAUAUAUUACACAUUCUGUGCCCUGUUCUACGUUUAAGAUGCAAAUGGCACUAUGCUUUACAUAUUUAGUAUACGCAAAAAUGCUCGACUAAUCUCUUAAUUAACCUUUAAUCCUUUCAAUGUGAUAGAUAAAAUGAAGAAUUUCUCGUUUCAAGUAGUGUAACAAAAAUAGAGAAUAUUUUCGAAUAUUUACUUUUAGAGUUUAGAAUAAUAUUCUUUUGUCCAUUUUACUUAACUAGUAGAGAAAAGAAGUCAAUAUUUUCUUUUAAUUUUUUUGGUGUUCAUUGAUUGUAUACAGAUUUGUAUUAAGUAAACUAUAAAUAUGUGUGGCUACUAUGACCGCGUGGUUCUGUGAGUGUCUCAAAGAAUUAAAGAAGAAAGAAGCAGUGAAAUUUAGAACUGCUAAAAACAGCUAGUUCGUUGAAAAUUACGAUGUGCUUGGUUUCAAAGAUCCUUAUGAGAUCUACGUGUUUAUUUGCACAGUGUCGUGCGCAAUAAGUGCAGUACAGUCUUGGGCAAAGGUAGGAAGUUGAUGAUUAAUGUCACGGUCAGCGAGGUUCUCACUCUUGACAAGUGCAUACAAGAAAAUCAUGACUUUAUAAGUGACAACUGGAGUAUUGCUUGUGAAGAACUUUAAUCGUAAUAUAUACAUACGUCAAGAUGGUGGAACCAAUUUUUGACUAUCAAUUUCGCCUGAUACUUAUCGGUGACAGUACAGUCGGAAAAAGUUCGUUGCUGAAAUAUUUUACUGAUGGGAAGUUCGCAGAGCUUUCAGAUCCAACAGUAGGAGUAGAUUUUUUUGCUAGAUUAAUUGAAGUAAAGGAUGGAACAAGAAUAAAAUUACAGUUAUGGGAUACAGCUGGCCAAGAAAGAUUUAGGUCAAUUACAAAAUCAUACUAUAGAAACUCUGUUGGUGCCCUGCUUGUGUAUGAUGUCUGUAAUAGAGCAAGUUUUGAACAUAUUCCUCAGUGGAUGAUGGAAGCUCGUAGACAUAUUGAGCCACAUCGCCCUGUAUUUGCAUUGGUAGGUUGUAAAUUAGAUUUAGUUACCAAUGGAAGUAGGCGAGAAGUUUCAAAAGAAGAAGCAAGAGCUUUUGCUGAUCAACAUGGAGUACAUCACAUUGAAACAAGCGCAAAGACUGGAGUUAAUGUUGAAGAAGCAUUUCGAACAGUUACACAGGAAGUUUAUAAUAGAAUACAGACUGGUGAAUAUAAGGUAGAAGAUGGUUGGGAUGGAAUAAAAACUGGAUUUGCUAGGCCUGGUGGUUUAGAUUUUAAUCUAGUCGAAGCAGAACCUGCAAAAUCCUCUUGUUGUUAAGUUAAAAUUUAAUUUGUUACAAAAGCAAACAAUGUUCAGAAUGCAGUGGCACUAUAAAAAUUUAUGUUUUUUAAGUUUUUCUAAAUCUUGAGACAUGUAUAUUAAGAGAGAGGAAGACCGAAAGAAUACAUUCAAAUUUCCAUAUCAAUUUUAUUUGACAAACAUGAAAGAAAAUUCUAUUCUUUAAUAAUUACAUUCCACUGCAUUCUCGUUUUAGAAGAAAGAUUUACAACAAAUUUAAAAUGUGUAUAAAUCUCGAUUAGACAUUUUUGUACAUAGCUUGUAUAAACGAAUGAUUAUAUGUCAUUGAAGUACACAGACAUUGAACUAGAACUAUUUCUUAUCUUAUUUAAGGAACAAAAUAUCUCAAUGUAAAGAAAGUUCAUGUUCAUAGUAUAAAUGUAGCCAUAGCAUUUGUAUGAAUUUUGUCAUAAAUUAAUGAUUUUGUUAA
Messenger RNA from Bombus impatiens (common eastern bumble bee), 1813 nucleotides. RefSeq names its product ras-related protein Rab-39B (gene Rab39). Gene Ontology annotation, biological process: Rab protein signal transduction. The record is from RefSeq and is a predicted model, not a curated record. Gene Ontology annotation, cellular component: Golgi membrane. The transcript has 4 exons. Lineage: Eukaryota; Metazoa; Arthropoda; Insecta; Hymenoptera; Apidae. Gene Ontology annotation, molecular function: GTP binding; GTPase activity. Bases 706 to 1362 code for a protein of 218 amino acids.